This is a messenger RNA of Nicotiana tabacum (common tobacco), 1124 nucleotides long. RefSeq lists its product as uncharacterized. Gene Ontology annotation, molecular function: nucleic acid binding; zinc ion binding. The record is from RefSeq and is a predicted model, not a curated record. NCBI's taxonomy places the organism in Eukaryota, Viridiplantae, Streptophyta, Magnoliopsida, Solanales, Solanaceae.
GAUAACAUGGCCCAAUCUAUGAAGUGUACAAUCAAGUGGAAUGGUGAAUAUGGCUAUGAGGUUGAGGAUACCUCAUUAAAAGUGGUGUUGAAGCAUUGUGUGAAUAUGCAAGCUCAAGCUUGUACAUGCAGGUCAUGGAUGCUGAAGGGUAUCCCUUGUGCUCAUGCCAUUACUGCUAUGCAUUUCAAGAACCUUGACCCAAUUAACUACAUAUCUCACUGGUACCACAAAUCCACCUAUCUGAAGGCAUAUUCAACAUUCAUCCAGCCUGUGCCAGACAUGCAGAUGUGGCCAACAUCUACCAAUCCAACAAUUGAACCCCCACCAAUUAAAAAGAUGCAUGGCAGACCAAAGAAGAAGAGAAAAAGAGAAGAAACUGAACAUCCUACUUCUGGAAAGCUUUCAAGAAGGAGUAUGGAGAUGACAUGUUCAAACUGUGGUGGAUAUGGACACAACAAAAGGAGUUGCCCUAAGAAAGCAAGGCCUGCAGAUUCUACUCCGGCAAAUGCUUCAUAUAUACAAAGAUGUGGAGGAAGAGGAAGAGGCAGAGCAAGAGGAACAAGAACUGUUGGCAGAGCUUUAACUCCAACUACUUCUGCCCCUACUGCUGCUGGUAGAGGAAGAGGAACUGCUGCUAGUAGAGGAAGAGGAACUGGUAGUGGUCGGGGAAGUUCUGGGUUUGGACUAUUUCAAUCAAGCAGUGUGUUCACAAGUUUUUCUCCAAGAGUGGUCUCUCAUGGUGGUGAAAAGAGGUCUUCGACAGAUAUUCUAGAGUGUGCAUACAAGCCAAGAAGUGGUGUAAAAUGGAAUGGUAGACCAGCCAUUACUAGAAGACAACUUGAAAGAACUACUGCAACUCGUUCCAGAACUGCCGCAUCUCAAUCCAAUUUAAGUCAAGCAAGUUCAUCAUCCCAGCCAUCCAAGAACAACCACUGAAUUCUGUUAUUGUCACUGUUAAUUUAUUUUGGAACUGCUGUAAUUUCCCUUUGGAACUGUAAUUUAUUUUGGAACUGUUGUUAGGUUAAUUUGGAACUGCUAUUAGGUUUGCUGUUAGUGUUGUUAUUUUGUGAAGGCAACCUGCUAUUAUUUUGGUAUGCUGUAAAACUGGGCAGCGUAUAUUUUUG